Molecule: messenger RNA, 1769 nt
Organism: Penaeus vannamei (Pacific white shrimp)
Lineage: Eukaryota; Metazoa; Arthropoda; Malacostraca; Decapoda; Penaeidae
Product: phenoloxidase-activating factor 2
Biological process (GO): proteolysis
Molecular function (GO): serine-type endopeptidase activity
Source: RefSeq, a predicted model, not a curated record
AUCAGUCACCGGCAACCCCCCUGACUGAUACGUAAAUGGAGACGGAGAUUCCCCUUCUGGGGUCCUGGAGUCAUAGGAGGCAGUGAUGCUCCAGGAACACAAGGUGAAGGUUCUACACUUCACUGCAACAUCCGUAGGGAACAAGAUGCACACACGACUCGCAACCGUGGGCGCUCUGACGUUGCUGUGGGCGUUGGGGGCGGCGGCGUCCAGGCUCCCUCGACAGGCUGUGGACACGUCGAACAUCUCCAACGAUGACAUAAUCUGCCUCAUUAGCGGGACCUGCAACAACAGCCCACAGACUCCGUCGCCGGUUACCUCGAGUUGUACCUGUGUCAAGUGGUGGCAGUGCAAUGAUAAUGAGGUCACAGAUGGUACAGUGACCAUGGUUGACCUGCGAGUGAACGGCGCGUGUCCUGAAGACGUGAACAACAUCUGUUGCGAGAACUUUGACCUCAACAAACUCCCGCCAACGUCAGAGGCGCCGGUGACCCAGUGCGGCCAGAGGAACGAGGUCGGCGUUGGAGCCAAUUUUCAGGGAUUCAAUGACAGCCAGGCGCAGUUCGGAGAGUUCCCCUGGAUGGCGGCGGUUCUGACUCGAGGUGUGAGUGGCACUGGAGGGAUCCCCGUGUAUGUGUGCGGGGCUUCCCUCAUCCACCCGCGGGUCGUCCUCACAGCUGCUCAUAACGUGCAGGACAAACAGACGAACAACAUCGUUGUCCGACUCGGCGAGUGGGACUUCAAGAACCCCUCUGAGCCGAUAGUCCACCAGGAAAUCGGUGUGAGUCAGAUCCUCAUGCACACCAACUACGACUCGCGGAACAUCAACUACGACGUAGCCCUGCUCAUCCUGGAACGCGCGGCGGAACUGGGCCCCACCGUGCAGACCGUCUGCCUCCCGUCCCCGCGCCAGACCUUCGACGGCAUGCUCUGCGUCAGCUCGGGCUGGGGGAAGAACUCUUUCGGGGGGAAAUACCAGCAGAUUCUGAAAUCCAUCGACCUCCCAGUGGUGAAUCACGGCCGGUGCGAGAGUGCCCUCCGAAGCAGCCCUCGCCUCGGCCUCCGGUUCUCCCUGCACCGGUCCUUCAUGUGUGCCGGAGGAAAUCCCGGCGAGGACGCCUGCACGGGCGACGGAGGAUCUCCACUCGUGUGUCCUGUGCCGGGGAAUCCUUCGACUUAUGUCCAGGUGGGUGUGGUGUCCUGGGGUCUCGGGUGCGGCCAGGCAGGCAUCCCUGGCGUGUAUGCGUCCGUCAGUGAGGCCCUUCCCUGGAUAUCUAGAGUGGUCCAAGAAGUGGGCGGCAUCAACAGAAGGAGAGGAAGAUGAGACUUUAUGAAUUCCCUCAUCUCAAGCUUGUUUUUUUCUUUUUUUUAGUUCACAAUGUUUGCUCUCUCUCUCUCUCUCUCUCUCUCUCUCUCUCUCUCUCUCUCUCUCUCUCUCUCUCUCUCUCUCUCUCUCUCUCUCUCUCUCUCUCUCUCUCUCUCUUUGGGUCACUAUAUAUUCAAUUGUUAUAUACUUGUGCUUUGUAUCAACAUUUGUACAUAUAAGAACAUUGCCAUUUGCAUAUAAGAACACUUUCAAUUGCAUAUAAAUCGCUAGUACCCAUAUUAUACUUGCUUAAAUGAUGUAUGAAAGUGUGGAAAGUAAUUCAAAAACAAAAAAUGCAACCACCAUAAACAAACUUAGGACGCAAUAUGAGUAUAAUCAAGCCAGUUUUAUGCAAAUGUGUUCUGUAGACAUUAAACAAUAUAUUCUAAACCUGUCUCUAAAA